This is a messenger RNA of Patella vulgata (common limpet), 1414 nucleotides long. RefSeq names its product nuclear factor interleukin-3-regulated protein. Bases 40 to 1158 code for a protein of 372 amino acids. Lineage: Eukaryota; Metazoa; Mollusca; Gastropoda; Patellidae. Gene Ontology annotation, molecular function: DNA binding; DNA-binding transcription factor activity. Gene Ontology annotation, biological process: circadian rhythm; regulation of DNA-templated transcription. The transcript has 2 exons. Gene Ontology annotation, cellular component: nucleus. The record is from RefSeq and is a predicted model, not a curated record.
UCUGCUCCAGCACGGACUUCAAGUGUUCUGGACAUCAGAAUGGAGCCCCAGAUGUAUGGCCACGACCAAUCUUGGAUGGGAUCCUGCGAUGGUCAGUUUUUGCCCAAAAUAGUCCAAAGACGAGCCAAGAGAAGCAUACCUGAUAACGAUAAGGACGACAAAUAUUGGGAAAAGCGAAAACGAAACAACAUGGCCGCUAAACGAUCAAGAGAAUGCAAACGUCAAGCAGAAACAGACAUACGUAACAAAGUGUCAUUUUUAGAAGAAGAAAACGCGUUAUUGCGCAAAGAAAUUAGCCUAAUGAAAGCCAAAUUCGGUAUUCCACCGGAACAAAGCAUCUUAUCCCAAGAGGACAGAACACAGUGCAUGCAUGAUGUCCGAAGUAACCGGCAGUUGACAGACAAUGGCGCCAAAUCUGAGAGUGAAGACGGUAGCGACAGUAGUAUGAUGUCACCUACAGGUGCCAGAUAUUCUCUUGGUGGAAUGUCUAAAUCAGUCAGUCCUUAUGGUGAUAGAAUGAACGGAGAAAUAAGAAGACAACAAGGUGUUUCAAGACAUAAGGGCACUGAUAUGAAUGGUGGCAAUGGGUACGAAGUAUACGCCUCGUGGAGCCAACUACCAGCAGAAGCCUCCUAUAUAAAUGCUCAAAUGUACCCAAACGCCGAGGGAAAGUAUCCCCCUAGCACACCUCAAGAAUUCAUGGACAAACACGCCAUGUUUUCCAACUAUGAAAGAUACGUGGCAGAAGAUGGACAAACGAAUCCUAGAACGGGGUAUCAGUAUUAUGGCUACCAGCAUCAACUUAUGUAUCCAGGUACAACACCCGUUCAUACUCCAGCAGAUUUAACACUCAACAGAAAAUCUGACGGAAGAACGAGAGACGAGUGUCCGGAAUUCAUGGAAAAAUCGGAAUUAAACGGAAACAUGUCAGUUAAUUCCAGUCCACUAAAGCUACCAAUUAAACCUGAAUAUUACAGUGAAGAAAAGGCAAUGCUUCUAAAACAUUCGGCACAACUAGCUGACAGCACCACAAAUAACGCUUCACAUCACGGUAACCAAUCCAGUACACCUGAUGGAGAAUUUUACGGAAAUGACGGAGUUAAUCUAAAAGCCAAAUUACAACAUUUAUCCUCACAUUUUAACGAAUUGAAGAAAUGAAUAAAAAUAAUUUCGAGGGCCAUUCCCAAGAAAUUAUUGCUUACGGUAUACCAUGCUGUGCCGUUUGGUACCCGUUAGAAGCCCGAGAUAACAUUUUGUGCUAGAACAAUAUUUAAGUAUUUAUAUGAUUCUACAGUGGAAAUUGUUUUUAGAUGUUCGUCGUGAAUAUUAGUGAUAUAAAAGUGUCGCAGGGUAACAGACUUAUGCUAUAUUGUGAUGUUUUUCUUUUGUUCAGUGUGAUGUACAUAUUAUAUAG